CUCUCUCUCUCUCUGUCUUCGUUACGUUCAAAUUUAAUUCACUGUGAGUGGAGUGUAAAUGGCGAACCUAAUAUCAGCCAUCGGGUGUCCUGCUACAUCCUUCGCGAUCAUAUCCGCUGGGAAAGCUGCUGCUUCUUCUUCUAUUUCUUCUUCAUCAUUGUGGUGGCGCAGACAAAUUACUCCAAGAUCCACGACGAAUCAACAACUGUCGCCAUCGAGACAUUCCAGUAAUGAUGCCGCAUCAACUCCAUGUGAUGAAAGAAGCCGCCUGGAUUGUGUGCCGCUUAUUGACCGAAGAGAGGUUGUGAUAUCUUCAAUUGGAUUAUUAACGGCAGCGUCCUUGUGGACUGUUUCACGGGAUGCACUUGCUGUGGCUUCUCAAUUUGCUGACAUGCCAGCACUUAGGGGCAAGGAUUAUGGCAAGACGAAGAUGCGGUAUCCUGAUUAUGUUGAAACAAAAUCUGGUCUCCAAUAUAAGGUCACCUGUUGGAAGCACUUUUUGUGAGCCUUGCUGGUAUAUAUACUUGCACAAUACUCUCAUGCUCUGGUUAUGUAUAUUUUAAUUUCCUAUUCGAA
Messenger RNA from Ilex paraguariensis (yerba mate), 576 nucleotides. NCBI's taxonomy places the organism in Eukaryota, Viridiplantae, Streptophyta, Magnoliopsida, Aquifoliales, Aquifoliaceae. The record is from the annotation of a GenBank genome assembly.